This is a messenger RNA of Microthlaspi erraticum, 1041 nucleotides long. Lineage: Eukaryota; Viridiplantae; Streptophyta; Magnoliopsida; Brassicales; Brassicaceae. The record is from the annotation of a GenBank genome assembly.
AUGGCCAGUUUCAGAUUCUUCCUUGCAGUCACUAUUUUGGUAACGUUUCAUCUUGCAGCAGACUCCUUUGCUUCUUCCAAUGGCUCAUCUCAGCUUGGCGACCAAUGCUCAAGGGACGAGGAAUGCAAAACUGGACUUGGUUGUUAUAAAUGCGGCCUUGAUGUUGCAAAAUGCGUUAGAUCAAAUAUCACAGAUCAAUUCUCCGUUGUGAACAACUCGAUGCCGUUUAAUAAAUACGCAUUUUUGACGACCCACAAUUCAUAUGCAAUUGAAGGAAAAGCGCUUAAUUUGGUGACCCAAGAAGAUUCUGUAACCCAACAACUUAAUAGUGGUGUUCGAGCAUUGAUGUUGGAUACGUACGAUUACGAAGGAGAUGUGUGGUUAUGCCAUUCAUUUGACGAACAAUGCUUUGAGUUCACCAAGUUUAAUAAGGCAAUAGACACAUUCGUGGAGAUAUUCAAGUUCUUGACAGCGAAUCCAUCAGAGAUAGUGACAUUAAUUUUGGAGGAUUACGUCAAAUCACCUAACGCGUUGACCAAAGUUUUCACCGAUUCCGGUUUAAAGAAGUUCUGGUUUCCGGUUCAGAAUAUGCCUAACGGUGGCCAAGAUUGGCCGUUGGUUAAAGAUAUGGUUGCCAAUAACCAGCGGUUAAUCGUCUUCACUUCAGAUAAAUCUAAGCAACAACCCGAAGGAAUUGCUUACCAAUGGAAUUACGUUGUAGAAAACCAAUAUGGAGACGAUGGGGUUAGGCCUGGGGAGUGUAGCAAUAGAGGAGAAUCUGCACCGUUAACCGAUAAAACGAAAGCUUUGGUUUUGGUAAACCAUUUCAGGACAGUUCCGGUUAAGAUUUUGACUUGUGAGGAGAACUCUCAACAUCUUCUCGAUACGAUUAAGACAUGUUACGUAGCCGCAGGAAACCGAUGGGCUAAUUUCAUCGCCGUCAACUUUUACAAGAGGAGCAAUGGAGGAGGAACAUUUCAAGCAGUUGAUAAACUAAACGGAGAGCUUCUAUGUGGACGUGAUGAUGUUCAUGCUUGUUAA